GUAUGCGGUGAAGAGAUUCGAAGGUCGGUUCCACCAGAAGACAACGGCGGAUUCGUCUUGAUCAGCUGUCGAUUGGCUUCACUAAAAUAUGCAUGGUGGCGCUGUUUCCGUGGCAAUCUUCUUCGAUUCCGAAAACUCACCGACAAAUCCCUAAAAAGUGGUACAUCUGACCUCUUUGAUCAAGUACAGCGUCAGCAUGAAUGUUCCAGUAAAGUCAAUCGACAGCUGGUCAAGAGCAAUCUGCCGUCGUCUUCUAGUGGAACUGAACUUCGAAUCUCUCCAACCAACACUUUCACUCGAAAUGAAAUCUAUCAAUCAAGCAUAAGUACUUCCUACUCAACUCGUGGACUGCGCCAACCUGAACGUGGCAUUCAACCCAAACAGCUGCAGUACAACGCGAGUCAUUCGUCCUCUUCUCGUCAGAUCGACCCACGAAUCUCUUCUUCAUCCACUUUCAUACGACAUCAAAGUCCCCCAACAAUGUUGUCGCAGGAGAUUCAUCGAAACCUUGUUUCUAUUCCUAUCAUUAAGCCUUGA
This is a messenger RNA of Protopolystoma xenopodis, 537 nucleotides long. The record is from the annotation of a GenBank genome assembly. NCBI's taxonomy places the organism in Eukaryota, Metazoa, Platyhelminthes, Monogenea, Polystomatidea, Polystomatidae.